AGGCAGCCCGGGAAGUUUGCUGAGCAUCCCUGAGACACCGCAGACCGCUGCCUCGCUGUAGGGGAGAGUCACACGGUGCUGCUGCGGGGGAGGUUCAGCUGGACUCGACGCGUUUGCUGGCUGGUCCCUGCUUGGCCCGGAACAGAGUCGGGGAGUGGAGAAAGCAGGAAGCCAGAAAGAAGCGGCUUCGGGGGCAUUUGCCUGAGACCAGCGCAGCUGCAGGCGCGCCAGACCCGUCACCCACUCGCAGGGGACUAGGAGGACACCCACAGAGACACCCCAUCUUCUCCAGGAUGCUGGAUCGCCGAAUGCCCCCGAGCGGCAGAGGCGAGCUGGGAGUGUGCAGGCAAUAGCUCGGGUGUAAACGUGGCGGAGUGCGAGCUGCCUAGUUUCCAGCCCGUGUCGGCUUCUAACGAAUGCACGGGAGUGAGCCCAGCGAAUCCGAACGUUUACGCCUGUGGCUCCAGCCCGAGCCGGACACGACGCGGGGUAGAUUCUAGUCGGGCAGAGGGCAGGGGACCCGGAGUGGGGAUUUAAAGCGGAGCGUGCUGUUUUGACAGGUUCUUGAUUUCACUGCCACUGCUGGAUGUUGACAUGCAACAACUACUGAAGCCUGGGGCAUCCUCAAACGACUCAGAGAACUUCAUUAGAGAAUGUGACUUGAACUCCCUCUUGUGGAAAGAUAUUGGAAUUAAACUUUCAUGAUUUUUAAAAACAAAACAAAUUAUGGCAACAGUUACCAUGCCAUUUGUUGCUACUUUCACCCCUCCAGGAAAUGAAGAAUCUGACUCUCUAAUCGUGCUACACUAUAAUUAUACAGGGAAACUUAUUUUAAGAGAAAAGGCAACUGAUCGCAUAGGAUUAACAACUGUUUCAUUUCUGAUCAUAUGCAGUUUUAUAGUCCUGGAAAACUUGAUGGUGUUGAUUGCCAUAUGGAAAAAUAACAAAUUUCACAACCGUAUGUACUUUUUUAUUGGCAAUCUAGCUCUCUGUGACCUAUUGGCUGGAAUUGUUUACAAAGUAAACAUUCUUAUGUCUGGAAAAAGAACUCUGAGCCUGUCCUACACAAUCUGGUUUAUUAGGGAAGGAAGUAUGUUUGUUGCCCUAGGAGCUUCCACUUUAAGCUUAUUAGCCAUAGCCAUUGAAAGACAUUUAACUAUGAUUAAAAUGCGGCCUUAUGAUGCAAAUAAAAAGUACAGAGUCUUCCUUCUUAUUGGAACAUGUUGGCUUAUCUCAGUUUCCCUGGGUGCCUUACCAAUCCUCGGCUGGAACUGUAUCAACAAUUUACCAGACUGCUCAACAAUUUUGCCUCUUUAUUCCAAGAAAUAUGUUGUAUUUUGCAUAAGUAUCUUCAUAGCCAUUUUGGUGGCCAUUGUUAUCCUUUAUGCACGUAUUUACAUACUGGUAAAAUCCAGUAGCCGUAAUGUCACUAAUCAUAGUAACUCAGAGAGAUCUAUGGCACUACUUAGGACAGUUGUUAUUGUAGUUGGUGUUUUCAUUGCCUGUUGGUCUCCAUUAUUUAUUCUGUUGCUUAUAGAUGUAGCCUGCAGAGUAAAAGAAUGUGCCAUUUUAUACAAGGCUGACUGGUUCAUUGCAUUGGCUGUCCUCAAUUCUGCGAUGAAUCCCAUCAUCUACACUUUAGCCAGCAAGGAAAUGCGUCGGGCUUUCUUUCGCCUUGUUUGUGGUUGUCUAGUGAAGACCAAUGUGUCUAGAUCUUUACCUAUUCAGCCCACUCCAGAUCAAAGCCGAAGUAAGUCUAGCAGCAGCAAUGCACAGAAACCAAAGGAUGAUUUCCCACAGACUAGUGUUCCCUCAAGUAUAACUGAAAAAGAUAAAUCACCAUUUCAGAACGGAAACUUGUGCAAAUGAAGGACUCAGCAAGUCAAGGACUCAUCUAUGGCUUUUUAGGAUUCAAUUACAAAUUUUCAAUUUUUAUGCACUUAAAUCAUAUCUUAAAUCAUAGGGGAAAAUGCUAACCACUUAUUUAACUGAGUGUCUGUUUAUCACAUGACUUGUUUUGGUUUGGGUUUUAAUUCUGUAAAAGAUCUGACUCAGGAAAGCUUUUUCUGCUACCCAACAGUCUGCAUAAAAUCCUUGUGUAUCAUGAUGACAGGUAUGACAUCAGUGUAUGUGGUAAAGUCUGAUCUUACAGUACAUCUACAUCACCUACAAGAAACAUCAGCUAUUACACAUAUCCCACUAUCCUGUUUAUUGUUAAUUGGGACAAAGGUUACUUACAUUAUACAAAGUGCAUUAUAGUUCUCUAUACAUAUCUUGCUAUUAUGUUAAUAGCCUUACAUGUAUGUGGUAUAAAUAACUGUAUAUUUGUACAUUUCUUUAUUAAAUAGCAAUUGUAUGGCAAAAGUUUGUAUUAUGCUACGCAUAGUAUUACAGUAUAUAAUGCAAUAAUACAGAUUAUACAAGUAUGUAGAAAUUUCAAAUAGUAUGUUUGAAAAUGUAUGAAGUAGUAAUCCUGAACUGAGUAGAUGAAGAUGCUAUGUCUACUAAGUACUUUUUCUUGCAACCAGUAACCACAGAUUGCUCAUAUUUACAUAGUAACAGUAUGAUCACUAGGGCUGUGGCCAAAUUUUUUUUAGUUUAUUUUAAGCAAAUUGUAGCAGAUAACCACUGACAGUGAGUAUAUAUGUUUGUUAGUCAAGGUAGUUAAAAUACGAUCUAACAAUUCACACAUAUAUCAAGUGCAGGUACUUUUCAAUGCAUGUAUUUUUACUUACAUUUUUAAAUACUGUAUACUGCAAACAGUAUGUCAAACCUGUGAAAGUCUUUACAAAGUGGCAUUCUUCUACAGUUAAAGCAGGCUUCCUUUUAAAAGGCAAUGGACCAUGACAAAAUACUUUCAGAACCUGUGUAGUUCCAUCCACGAGUUAGUACAGCAUAGAGCUGUAUUAAAAUCUUCUAGAAACAGAUCCAGAUCAUGCAGAACUGUUCAUUUGGAGUCAUGCUGCACAAGAGAAGGGAAUCAGAAUUUGUUCGUCUGGAUAUGGAAUGACUGCCCAUGAGUCCACUGGGGACCAGUCCCUCUGUACCCACCUUGGCACCCCAAAUCUAUCCCCUCUGAGGACUCUGUGGACUUUUCCUGCCCCACUGUCCCCUUCCAAAUGCAUUCUCCUUCGAGGAGGUAGUCUGGUCCAUUGUGAUUAACAGCUCAUAAAUAUAUGGGCCCAGAGCCUUGGCUGGUCUAAAUCAGCAUAGCUUGCUUGAAGUCAGUGCAGCAUGCCUGAUUCACACACAAGUAUAAAUGAAUUGUGCUUUAAGGCUAGGAUUUGCCAAAGGAACCUAUGUGAAUUAGGUGCUCAGAUUAGCUCCCAUUGACUUUCAAUAGCAGUUGAGCACCUGUUGUCCCCAUUUGAAAAUCCCUGUUUAAAUGAAUCAAAACAAGCAUUAGAGUCAUAGAGUUUAAGACCAGAAUGGACCACCAGAUCACCUAGUCUCAGUGCCUGUAUAUCACAGUCUCCCACCGCACCCAGCACCCACACAUUAAAUUCAACAACCAAAAUUAAACCAAAGUAUUACAGCCCACAGGAGACUAUAGAUUAUUAUGUGCCAUAGGGAAAGAAGAGGUGCACCACUGCCUGAAGCCCCCGCAAUGGCAGGAAAUCACUAAGUAAGGUAUCGUAAUCCUCAAACAAUCAUAACUCUUGUUAAUUCACAACUUACAAAAACUGGCGCUUAGUUUUUUUUCUCUUCUCUUAAUUAAAGCAGCUGUGUUUAAAGAAUAUGUCCAAGUAUGUACAGUGCAUAAACCCUGUAAUGUAUGUAACAAAAGCCUUUCAACAUAUACCAUUUUGCCUUUUUAUUGUCAAGUGCAGGGUAAGAGUCUAUGUGUUAAAAAUGUCAGCAGUAGUCUUUUGACAGCUGUAAAAAGAAAGAGGCUGAUUUUGCAGCAACUGUGAAGAUACCAAUAAAUAUGAAAUUACUUGUAUAAAAUAAAGACUGCCCAAAGCAGAGAGUUAUAAUUUAUUAGCAACUUGAAAGAAAACCUUGGCAAAGAGUGGCAAGGAAACAAGUGUAAAGACCUAGGAGACUCAACUGUGGCUAUGAAGUGAAUCAUAGCUGUAGGGUUUGUAUGCGUAUUCGUUAUAAGCUAAACCGUGGCUGUAUUGUAGUUUCAUGGUUUGCUUCUUUACAUUUUGGCGUGAUGUGUGGUUAUACUCUCCAGUCUUGGACAGUUCUCUUGAAAUGAAUGUCAUUAAAAAUGUUUGCUAAAGUC
Messenger RNA from Gopherus flavomarginatus (Mexican gopher tortoise), 4231 nucleotides. It is a transcript of the gene S1PR3, whose product is annotated as sphingosine-1-phosphate receptor 3. The record is from RefSeq and is a predicted model, not a curated record. Gene Ontology annotation, cellular component: membrane. Gene Ontology annotation, molecular function: sphingosine-1-phosphate receptor activity. Gene Ontology annotation, biological process: G protein-coupled receptor signaling pathway. The transcript is spliced from 3 exons. Lineage: Eukaryota; Metazoa; Chordata; Testudines; Testudinidae. Bases 727 to 1869 code for a protein of 380 amino acids.